UGUUGAGCUGGAGAAGAUGGCGGCUGUUGUAGUGAACGCUGAUGGAGUCGCCGCAUCGCUGGACUCGUGUUCAGUUUCUCCGCGGUUACCCUCACCGUCACCGGAUCAGCCGCACCAGAACAACGCGCUGCUGUCGCUGCCGAUAGUGGCCAUCGACACUAUCCUCAACUUCCUGUCUUACGACGAGAUCAGUGUGCUUAGACCGGUAUGUAAACGCAUGGAUGUGAUCUGUCAACGCAUGCUGAAUCAAGGCUUUCUGAAAGUGGAACGCUAUCACAGCUUGUGCCAGAGACAAGUGAAAGCCCAGCUGCCCAGGAGGGAAUCAGAGCGUAGGAAUCACUCUUUGGCUCGUCAUGCAGAUAUUCUAGCUGCAGUGGAGACGCGUCUGUCGUUGCUCAACAUGACCUUCAUGAAAUAUGUGGAUUCCAGUUUGUGUUGCUUCAUUCCUGGAAAGGUGAUAGAUGAAAUUUAUCGGGUUUUGCGUUACGUGAACUCCACGCGUGCUCCUCAGAGAGCUCAUGAGGUUCUUCAGGAACUGCGGGACAUCUCUUCAAUGGCCAUGGAGUACUUUGAUGAGAAGAUCGUCCCCAUCCUGAAGAAGAGACUUCCAGGAGCUGAUCUCUCUGGACGUCUCCUAGGAUCUGCUCCUGUGGCUGGUCCCUCUACAUCUCUGACCACCAUGUCCCUGCUGGCCAAAAACACACCGUCACGCUCAGAGAUGACCAAGGUCCAGCAGCAGGUGAAGGUGAAUGGGGCGUCGAUGGUGGCCCUGCGGCGAGACAUGCAGGAGAUGCGCGUCAAACAGCUGGAGCAGCAGAAGCAGCUGCAGGAUCAGGAGCAGAAACUUCUGGAGCAGUCGCAGGUGAUUGGCGAGCAGAGCGCCCGGCUGGCCGAGCUGGAGCACAAGCUUAGGGAACUGAUGGACAGCACGGCAGCGGCAGCCUCCACCAGCACGUCCAACGGUCCUGAGGACAAGGCCACACCUGCCAACGCCAUCAAACGCAAGUGCGUGGACAGCCCGCGACACUCCAAACGCCUGCGUAGCAAAAAAUAGAGGGACAUUUAGUAAACCUGUAUAUUUUUACGUUUGUCCUCUGCUUCCUUUGAGCUAUAUGGUUUCAUUUUCACCAGUGUCCAGCGGUGAAACAAGAAAUGAAGAAACAGUUGAACAUGAGAGGGAUUUUUCUUUUAGCGGUGGAUUCAUUUUUCUUAUAUCAAAUAUUACACUAACGCUUGAAGCCCCAUCGCUUAUUUUAAUGUUCGGCAUCGGCCUUGAGCGAUAUUCUCCAUUAAUGUUUACCAGCAAUCUGUAAGUCACCCUAGAGAGAGUUGCAAAGGUCACUGAAUGUACAGAGCUUUUUGUCACUGAAUGUACAGAGCUUUUGUAAAUCAGCUACCAGACAUUGGCAGAAACUUGGGACUUCAUAUCGACAGUGAACACAAGUAUGACGAGAGCACCGCGGCACACACACAAAGAUUCUCUUUGCAGAUUUGGUCGCAACAAUGCAACAUAUGAAAUGUGAUGUGUGUGAUGCUAGACUUUAAGUCAUAUGGUCAUAUCAACAGUAAAUAUCAGCUUUGAUGAGAAUUUGGUCUGAGAUAAUGUGCUUCAACAGUAAGGGUCUGCAGGUGUAGCAUACAUCAUGAUGUAAUUGUGUGUCUGAGUUUGGUCAGUCACUGAAGAUGUCUUCUACGUGUCAUUGCCAUGUUGUACCUGCCACUCUUUGUAGGUGUCUCAUUUACUGCAAAUAGAAUUGUGUCAGUGCAAUAAAAAUAUGUGGUAAGCCUUGUUACUAGGAAAGUA
This is a messenger RNA of Triplophysa dalaica, 1804 nucleotides long. It is a transcript of the gene fbxo28, whose product is annotated as F-box protein 28. Gene Ontology annotation, biological process: protein polyubiquitination. Gene Ontology annotation, molecular function: protein binding. NCBI's taxonomy places the organism in Eukaryota, Metazoa, Chordata, Actinopteri, Cypriniformes, Nemacheilidae. The coding region runs from base 17 to 1054 and encodes 345 amino acids. The transcript has 5 exons. The record is from RefSeq and is a predicted model, not a curated record.